Molecule: messenger RNA, 1206 nt
Organism: Cryphonectria parasitica EP155
Lineage: Eukaryota; Fungi; Ascomycota; Sordariomycetes; Diaporthales; Cryphonectriaceae
Exons: 2
Coding region: 4-1206 (400 amino acids)
Molecular function (GO): S-methyl-5-thioribose-1-phosphate isomerase activity
Source: RefSeq, a predicted model, not a curated record
GUCAUGGCCAGCCUGCAAGCCAUCAAAUACACUCGAGGGAGUCUGGAGGUGUUGGACCAGCUCAAACUCCCCCACGAGCAUCACUACGACGAGGUGUCGACAUGUGAGGAGGCCUUUGACUGCAUCAGGUCCAUGAGGGUCCGUGGAGCUCCGGCCAUCGCCAUUGUCGCUGCUCUUGCGCUGGCUGUCGAGCUGAAUCGCGGAGCUUGCAAAGCUGAAUCCGUUGACGAUACAAUUUCCUACAUCGACAGUCGGCUAGACUACUUAAAGGGAUCUCGCCCUACCGCCGUGGACCUGACUAACGCCAUCAAUCACCUCAAAACCGCCAUCCGCUCGCCUUCGCAGGAGACCACCAGUGCCGUCCCCACGCCCACGCCAAAGGAUGCGGUGCUGGACACCUUCAUCGCCACUGCAGAGGCCAUCCUCGCCAAGGACCUGCAGACCAACCUCUCCAUAGGCGAGCACGGGGCGGGGUGGCUGGCAGAGCAACACAGGAUCUCAUCCUCCUCUCCCGCUAGCCGGAUCUCUGUGCUCACACACUGCAACACCGGCUCGCUCGCCACCUCGGGCCACGGCACUGCCCUGGGCAUCAUCCGGACCCUGCAGGCUAAGGGUCUGCUGAAGCAUGCGUUUUGCACAGAGACCCGCCCCUACAACCAGGGUAGCCGUCUGACCUCCUUCGAGCUCGUGUUCGAGGGAAUCCCAUCCACUUUGAUCACGGACUCGAUGGCUGCCGCGCUGUUCCGCUUGAAGAAGGCCGACAUGAACAUCGGCGCAGUCAUUGUGGGCGCAGACCGCGUGGUCCGCAACGGCGACACGGCCAACAAGAUCGGCACUUACCAGCUCGCCGUGUUGGCGUGGCAUCACGGGGUAAAGUUCGUGGUGGCCGCGCCGACCACCUCGGUAGACCUAGAGACGGAGACGGGCGACGGCAUCAAGAUCGAGGAGAGGAAGGCGGAGGAGCUGACACAGAUCAGUGGGGCGGUCGUGGGCGCCGAUGGGAAGGUGGAUGUCAGCAGCACGGCGAGGGUGGCCAUUGCCGACCAGAGAAUCAACGUGUGGAACCCGGCCUUUGAUGUCACGCCUGCAGAGCUCAUUGACGCCAUCGUGACGGAGAAGGGCGCCGUGGUCAAGAACACCGACGGCAAAUUCGAUUUCAGCGAGGUCAUGCCUGAGCGGUGGGCAAAGAUUGUGGGCGGCCAGUGA